AUGAAUAUUGAUAGUGUGAAAAUUGUAAUUCCAAUCAAUUGUUCUGUUUCUCAGCUGAUUAAUCAAGUCAACUAUGAAAUGAAUAAACAUGGAAAUUACCUUUCCUUCACAACAAUUCCAAAACAGCUAGAAACUCUUCCACUUUCAGAAUUUCUUUGCAUAACAAAUUUAAAAAUAGAAGAAACAAUAGAAUCUCCAACUGAAUCUCCAAUUGAUAAUUCUUCUAUUAAAACACAAUCCCCAACAAUCCCUCAAGAAAAAAAUAUUAAAUUAAAAAAGAAAACAAGAAAGUCUGGGGAGUUUUAUCUCCCUCAACAACUCGCUACUUGUCAUUAUUGUAAGAAAAGAAAACCUGUAUCUUUUCAAUGUCUCAAAUCUCCACCUCAUCGUUUUUGUCAAAGUUGUUUGAAAAAAACUAAAUGUUCUGAUACAUGUCCUAUUUGUACUGACCGUUGCUGUUGUUCACGUUGUCGAAGUGCUCGUCAAUUAAAUUAA
Entamoeba dispar SAW760 is the source of this 495-nucleotide messenger RNA. RefSeq lists its product as uncharacterized. NCBI's taxonomy places the organism in Eukaryota, Evosea, Mastigamoebida, Endamoebidae. The coding region runs from base 1 to 495 and encodes 164 amino acids. The record is from RefSeq and is a predicted model, not a curated record. The transcript has a single exon.